UCUUCGUAUCCGUUUGUGUACUUUCUCUGUUCAUUCACCUUUUUCUUUUCGCAAACAUUUCAAAUUUCAAAACACUUCUUCUACUUUUUCUUCUGCUUCUCGUUAUAUCUUAAUUAAGGCAAGCAACAACACCAGCUUCAAACUCAAACUCACUUCAAAGUCCGCUUGGCGUUACCACCUUGUCCUUUUCAAAAAACGGUUCUUUUCUCAAAUGGGUGGUUCUGGGAGAUGGCUUAAGUCGCUCAUUUCUCUCAGGAAGCCCUCCGCAACUGAUCAAGAGAAGGGUGGUGACAAGAGUAAGAGAAAGUGGAAGUUAUGGAGGGGCACUUCAGAAGGGUUUGGGAUUGGAUCAUCCAUGCAGAAGGGGCAGAGUGGUGGUGGGUCCUUUGUGGUGGAUGAUGGGGCAUUUGCUGCUGCUUUGGCUGCUGUGGUAAGAACUCCACUCAAAGACUUCAUGGUCAUCAAGCAGGAAUGGGCUGCCAUUCGAAUACAGGCAGUGUUUCGUGGUUUCUUGGCAAGACGAGCUUUGAGGGCCCUGAGAGCAGUGGUGAGGUUGCAAGCUAUAUUUCGUGGUUGGCAAGUGAGGAAGCAAGCAGCUGUUACUCUAAGAUGCAUGCAGGCUCUUGUGCGAGUUCAAGCACGUGUCAAGGCAAGGAAUGUGGGGAAAGCUGUCAGUGAGCCCUGCAAUGAAGCUGACCCUGUUCAGCAAGCUGAGCAAGGAUGGUGUAACAUUCCAGGAACUGCGGAAGAAGUUAAGGCAAAAUUACAGAUGAGGCUGGAAGGAUCAAUUAAGAGGGAUAGGACAAAGGCAUACUCUCAGUCUAAGCAGAAAUCAACAGUGAGUGCUAGUCCAAACUCAAAAGGUGCUAGGGCAGUGAUUCCUCCUCUCAAGCACCGCAGUCUAGAUAGUAAGAGCUCAGGAUGGGGCAUGUUAGAUCGCUGGAUGGCUGCAAAACCAUGGGAGAGCAGGUCGAUGGUAGACAUGUAUUUGGACUCAUCUGACAUGAUUCCAGCAGUUACUAGUAAAAGUGAUCAUUUUGUUCUUCCCUUGAAUUCUGAUCAACAAAAUGGCUCAGUCAAAGCAAGAAGGAAUGGUGUGACAACCAGGAUUUCAUCUAAGUCACUUACGACUAGUCAAUCAACUCCAUCAUCUUCAUCCAUAAGCUCUGAAUGCAUGUAUGAUGAUAGCCCUUUGUCAACUUCAUGCACAUCUGAAUCACCACCUGUGCCAUCUACCAACAAUGUUAUAGUGGACACAACAGAGGAAGGAAAUGUUUGUAAACCAAGCUACAUGAAUCUGACAGCAUCGACAAAAGCUAAACUGAAACCCUAUAGGUGUUUUUCUCAGAAUUCUAAGAGAAUUUUUAUGGAUGAUUGUGUGUCACUUAGCGGAGUUACUAGAAGCAGUUCUGGUUCCUAUCCUUCUGCUAAUAUGUGGAAGAAUAUCUAUGCAACACCUUUAAGGACACGUUAUCAAAAGCAAUAUACAAUGGAAGAUAAGUAGUUGCUUUGCCAUGAGCCCAUCAAUGAGCCCAACAGCUUGUUGUUCAUUUUAAUGUCUUCAGAUGAAUGUGUGUCCGAGUUCACAGAUAAUUACUAAUUGAUAGUGUAGAUAACACAACUAGUGUUUUGGUGUGAAAAUGCAAGACACCCUGUUUCAAUUUGUAAGGUCGUUUUACGGCAAUUUAAGAAAAGUAUCUCUUUGUUUUGGGAUAUAUUCAUGUUAGUUUUGAAGGAACAUUUAUAAUUAUUUCACUCUAAGUUGUACUGUCAGAAAGACUGUAGUACAAAAUAUGAGCUUUAAGAAGAGACACUGUUCUGGCUUUAAUAUUAUGUGAAAAACAUGCACGGGUGCAUGUUUGUAUGUUAAAUUCAUAAGCAAGUGGAUUUUGAGGGAUGA
This is a messenger RNA of Vigna angularis (adzuki bean), 1900 nucleotides long. Its product is annotated as protein IQ-DOMAIN 6. The transcript has 5 exons. Gene Ontology annotation, molecular function: protein binding. The record is from RefSeq and is a predicted model, not a curated record. Lineage: Eukaryota; Viridiplantae; Streptophyta; Magnoliopsida; Fabales; Fabaceae. Bases 212 to 1504 code for a protein of 430 amino acids.